Molecule: messenger RNA, 3929 nt
Organism: Phycodurus eques (leafy seadragon)
Lineage: Eukaryota; Metazoa; Chordata; Actinopteri; Syngnathiformes; Syngnathidae
Product: NHL repeat-containing protein 3-like
Exons: 3
Coding region: 186-1238 (350 amino acids)
Biological process (GO): protein polyubiquitination; proteasome-mediated ubiquitin-dependent protein catabolic process; negative regulation of translation
Molecular function (GO): protein binding; translation repressor activity; ubiquitin protein ligase activity
Source: RefSeq, a predicted model, not a curated record
ACUGUGCGGUUGACGCGUUUGUUUGUGUCGCAGACUCACCAGGAAGUUAAAUUCAAUCGUCAACGGCGGCGCCCGAUUUGCAUUACAGUUAUUAAUUGUCCAGCUCCGUUAAACCGUCUGCGCUGCUGCAUAUUUGCUCGCUCGGUGCUUUGAAUAUUGCCCGCGUCGUACCGUAGACGACAGUCAUGAAAAGCGGAAGCUACACGUGCGUGAUAUUGACCAGUAUGGUGUCAUUGUUGUUUCUCAUGAUGGUUCUGUACGACGUCUUCAGCCCCCAGCAGGCUGGCAGCCCCAUCCUAAAACAGGACUACCAGCUGUUGGGCAGGCCACUGUACAAACUGGACCUGAACUGGCCCAAAAACCCUGAACUCUUCUCUGGGAAUGUGUUUGGAGUGGCUGUCAACCAGUACGCCGGUGUUGUGUAUGUGGCACAGAGAGGUGACAAGGUGCCCAAGGUGCUGGUGUUUACAACAGAAGGCGAUUUCCUCAUGUCCUGGAAUACAACUACCUUAGAGAUGCCCCACGGUAUAUUUUUAGCAGAUGCCAUGUCAAACCCGACUGUCUGGAUCACAGAUGUGGGAAAAGGUCCGUAUGGCCACUGCAUCAAACAGUACUCGCCGUCAGGGAAUCUUCUGCAGUUGCUUGGUACACCAGGAAACGCUGGCUCUGGCCUUAAUCCUCUGCAGUUUGACCAGCCAGCUGAGAUCUACGUCCAUGACUCCGGGGCAAUUUACAUCGUGGACGGUGACGGUGGGAUGAAUAAUCGGCUCAUCAAAUUAUCCAAAGAGCAAGAAGUGUUGUGGGUGCAUGGAGCAAAGGGACCAGGCCUGGCUCAGUUCUACAUCCCCCACAGUGUGACCAUCGACAAUGCUCAAAGGGUAUGGGUGGCUGACAGGGGGAACAAGAGGAUCCAGGUCUUUAACUCCCUUACGGGGGACUGGCUGGGAUCAUGGGGGAGCUGCUUCACUGAGGAUGCACCUUACUCUGUUCGCUUGACACCUGACAAGAAAUAUUUUGUUGUAGUCCAGCUCAACACCAACCAGAUUUCACUACUGGAUGCACCCCCGGUAGGUUUAAUUGGCCAGUGCAGGGUGGUCAGUGUGAUUCAACUGGCUGAUGACGUCAAGCCACAUUUGGUUGACUUGGACCUGAAGUCGGGGGCACUGUAUGUAGCUGAAAUCGGUGCCCAGCAGGCACAGAAGUUCACCCCCUUCAGCCUAGGUGGGGGCUUUGUAUAAAACAGAAGUGAACUGCCCUAGUUGAAAACAUUGCCAAAUAAUUAAACAUUAUAACAAAUGACAAAUAAAUAGAAUGGCCUGCUGUUUCCAUGCAGUCAAACCCUUAGGGGCAAACACAACCCGUUUGGGGAUUCUGGCUGACUACCAAUUUGUUUCUCGAGUUUCCCGAGUCUAACAAGAAGUUAGCCGGUCUAAAUGUACCGUAUCUUCCGGACUAUCGAGCGCAUCGGAAUACAAGCCUCGCCCACUAAAUUUGUAGAAAUGUAUUUAUUUUUUUGAACAUACAUUAGCCGCACCAGACUAUAUGCCGUGGAUGUAUACGAUGUGAAAUUAGACAUUUACACAGAUUUUGUAAAUGUUUAUUUACGUACCUUAAUUGUUUCCAAACAGUGCCUGUUAAACAGAAAAGUCAUUGUUUUUAGUGCACCUCCUCCUGUUCACUGAAACAACUGAAGUCGUCGUCUUCAGUGUCGGAGUUGAAGACCCUCAGAACAUCUCAACCAUUUCUCGCUCUCAACGCCAUUUUCAUCUCGAGGCACAGUUACCGCUGAAGUUGUGCUGUUCUCCUCACGUAGCAGUCCAGCCUUUUCGAGAUCCGUUGGCGAUCGUAGAUUCUUUCACACCGCUCCACGCUUUUAAGAUCCACUGGCAGACCUCAGAAAGGGAUGAUGUUUUCAGCAUUUAUAUAUGAUCCCUAUUUUAACCGCAUCGUCGCAUUGGUUGCCGCAGGGUUUAGAGCGCGAAAAAAAAAGAAGUAGCGGUUCAUAGUCCGGAAAAUACGGUAAUAUGUUAAGACAGUGAAGCAAUUAAAACAGUCUCUUUACUUUAAUGACAAAUGAGGCUGUAAUAAAACUUGCCUCGCUGAUCACAUUGUGUUCUUAAACAUUACUAACUCCCGCAUAGCUGUUUCAUUUAUUCUUUGGGUUAAUCUGGAAUGUGUUUUAGAUGAUGGGGGGGGGGAAGCAUCUGCAUAUUUGAUUGUAAUGACGAUAUAAUCGUUAUUUGGUAUGAAUGAACGAAUUCACGAAUGACCAUACAGACUUUUCAGAAUUUUUAUUGCUGUCAUGGGAAACAGUGCCAGUGCUUCAGUCGUGCUCUUUAGAGGUUGCUACGGCUUCAGUUGUCCACCAGAUGGCACCGUCGCUCAAGUCCUGAAGCUUUGUAUCAUUUUCAGCGCAAUUGUUAGGAAAGCCUCAGUGCUUCAUGAGGCUUCACUUGCCCACCACUACUGCGAAUGUACCGUCCAUUCCUUCGGCAUCUCCAGACGUAUUGCCAAGUAUGUCCAAAAAAAAAAAACCACACAAGGGAUUUGUCUCCGGUAAUUGGAGCCGCUCUAGUACGACAACAGACAGUCAAUUGACAGAGAACACAUUUGAGACAUAAAGACUUUGACAAAAACCGUCACUGAGCAAUAAAGGGUUGCUAGUUAGCUCAAAUGACAAUUGUGCAAAAAAGAUGCAGACUCCUCUCGCACUUAGAGCAGUUCGAAUGACUAAUAUUGCAAUAGUCCGGUGCAAUGAGCAUUGUGCGAAGGGCGCCGAGACGUCAAGGAAUGUAUGCAGUUUAACGUGACUAGUAGUGCGAUCAUCUGGGACAAUGUCGAUUGUGCAAAUGUUGCAGAUACUCCUCAGUCAGUGUGCAAAUGGGGCAGAUGCUACUCUGGCAUGAGUGGCCAGUAUUGGCCAAAAACAGAAAUGCAAGCCUGUCCGGGUGCAUUUUUAAUAAACAGUCAAAUUAAAAAAAAAAAAAAAGAAAUAAAAUGAAAAAAUGGAGUAUUGGACAACAAAACUGUUCCAGCACAAAAGGCACACAGAUCCACCAUUCUGCAUGGCCGUGCAGCUGAAGAGGACGGGUUAAAAACAAAACGGUAAACGCCUCGGAAAACCGAUCGAACAUUUCUGCUGACGAAACUUGGAUCGAUGUGACUCACUGCCGAGCGGGGUGGCCAGCAAACGUGGCCGUGGCCACCCCCUGAUGGUGCCCCUGGCUAGCUGAAAUGAGCUCACAGAUGGGGGCGGGGGGGGCAGUCCUCAUUGCACCAGUGCGACCUCUAAAAAAAAUUUUUUCAGGGGCACCGUUGAAACAUUAGGGCACACGUGCGCCCAAAUUGGUCACACUCUGGAGCCCCGAGUUCGUUUGCUUGUUAGUUUUGUAGUUUCAGAUCAGCACCCAUUUGACUCAGCGCCGGUAGUGGUGAGUGGGGUUUGGUUUUGGUUUAUGAUCUGUGGGUGAAUAUGACACGAAUGAUGUGAUUGUGAUUAUUCAGUUUUGUCUCUGCCUUGAAAUACUGUCUGUGGAUUAUUGCUUGAUAUCAUUAUGGCAAUACUUUAACGAUGUGUUGUUUUUCUUGCACUGCAAAGUUCAAUGGAACGGGAUGUUCAUGCCUGCCUAUGCAUGCACUUCUCUGACCCGUCUUAAAUGUUUUAUGGCAUCUCAAUUAAAGAUCCCAUGGUAAAUGUUAUCGGAGACACCAUGUUGAACGAUGUUUCAUGCUUAGUUUUUUUACAACUCUUCAAUGGGAUAUGUGACGAUUACACUCAAUCACUGCUUUUUGGUGGUGUUAUCAUUUUAACAAUGAACAGUCUUUCUGUUCUUGUAAUAGAUGGUAAUUCAUGGACUUGACAUGCACCUUAUACCAACUGCUGGAUUUAGAAAUGGGGAAUUUAAUCUGUUGUAGCGUAUAUGAGAGUU